AUGGUACCACCUCACGGUCGCUCUGACUCGAGUUAGUGGGGUGCGGGGUACACGGUCUGCCGGGAGGAGAGCCCCCACACACAGACCUGCCGGGAGGGGAGGCCCCCACACACAGACCUGCCGGGAGGGGAGCCCCCACCCCACACACAGACCUUCGUACACCCCGCGCUCCGCGCCCGAGUCAGAGCGACUGAGUUAGGUACGGUGUACGUGUGAGCCGCAUGACUAAUCCCCCCCUCCAUCUUCUACAUAAUAAAAUUAAUAUCGAGAAGAAAAAGACGGCUCGCCGGGAAUCGAACCCGGCUCGCGCGGUUGACAGUCUGACACUUAACGCAUGCGGCUAUCACGUACACUUGAUAAAAAAUGUUAAAAAGUGAUAUAUAAGGUGCACGCGUACGCGGCUAUCGCGUACACUUGAUAAACAUUUCCCUCUCCACAGACUUUCCUAUGAUAUAUAUAAAUCAGUUCACAAGUCCACUGUACCACAGUAGAUCUGUCAGUAAAGCAAAUAAUAAUUUCGAAGAAAUGGAAAUCGACAAUAAUUUCGAGAGGUUAUUAGAUGAGACCGAUGAAGAAGAAGAAGAAGAAGAAUAUGAACCAUUAUCCGACGAUAGUGAGAAUGUCGAGAGGGUAUUAGAUGAGACCGAUGAAGAAGAAGAAGAAGAAGAAUAUCAACCAUUACUCGAUGAUAGUGACUACAUCAGUGACUCGGAGGAAUAUACAAAGACUACUAGGAAAAGACUGUCUCGUCGCGAAAUUCUAACACUGAAUUUAUCGAUGAAAAAGUGUGCCAUAUAUAGUUAUUAUUGUGACGGUAGCACAUAUAAAUUAUGUCAAUGGUGUAUGUGUGAGUGCAGAGACAUGGAUAUUACAUAUAGUACUCGUAAACACAUUACCGACUGUUACGCUAAUAUAUACACAAUGAGGUUUAACAACUGCGUAAUAUGUGAUGAGCCAUUGUAUAUCAUAUUUCCGUGUAAUAUGUGUCCAAUUUGUACAAAAUAAAAAAGC
Molecule: messenger RNA, 1011 nt
Organism: Vollenhovia emeryi
Lineage: Eukaryota; Metazoa; Arthropoda; Insecta; Hymenoptera; Formicidae
Product: histone H3.v1-like
Exons: 2
Coding region: 448-1005 (185 amino acids)
Source: RefSeq, a predicted model, not a curated record